This is a messenger RNA of Patella vulgata (common limpet), 5671 nucleotides long. RefSeq lists its product as uncharacterized. The record is from RefSeq and is a predicted model, not a curated record. The transcript has 6 exons. Gene Ontology annotation, molecular function: protein binding. Bases 124 to 1362 code for a protein of 412 amino acids. NCBI's taxonomy places the organism in Eukaryota, Metazoa, Mollusca, Gastropoda, Patellidae.
AGAUCACGUGAUCCAAACCGGGAAGUAGUACGUUACACAAGAUAACUAUAUAUACAUAUAGGCCUAUCUAUCUAUACAGCAAUUACAUACAAGGACAUCUACUACAAGAAAAUCACUAAAAUAAUGAAUAUCUCUACCGAACCGUACACGGACUACCAGAACCAUAUAAAGCUGGACCAUGAAGACGAGAAUCUAUCAGCUAUGGAACUGUAUGAACGGUACCAUGACAAACUUCCUAUAGUCGUGGUCGUCACGAUUGGAAACUAUGCAGAGAUUGAUAUCGAAACUUUCGGCUCAGAACAGAUGUUCCGAUUAGCGAAAGUGUCUCGUCAACGACGUGUAAUAGCCAGAGAUAAAGAAGGGCGUUACCUUACUCUACCUGUUAAUAUUGCCAUUAAAUUCCGCCUGGUUAAGGGUUACAAAAAAGUUGGAGAAAUACAAACACUAAAGGAGAUUAUCGAGGAAAACAACACACCCAUUCAAGUCCAAUUUGCCCUCGAUGCUAAGCACCAUUCGUUUCGAAUAGGAUCGUCAGACACAUCGCUCUACACGUUUGGUAACAUUGUUAUAACAGAAGUCUACGACGAGAAAUACUUUCUAGCAAACACGUUGAAUUGUGCUGUUUUGUAUCACACCUAUAUGUUGAUACCGGUUUAUUUGAAAGAAGUGAGUUUUGCUCGAGUAACGAAGGUCCGAGAUGGAACGAAACAAGAUUGGAAGAAUUUACUGAUUGGUUUAGAUAAAGCAGCAGAAAAUUUUAAAUAUGAUAUUACGGACGGAAAUAAAGAUGUUGCCCUUCUUCCCGAGGAAUGUGCAGUAGUGACGUCGGACAAUAUAUAUGAUUUCAUAGACCCAAAGAGUUUCGUAUCUGUAUCCAAAAAAUCAAAAAAAUCCAAAAUACCGGAUGACGGAGAGUACGUGGACAUAACGGUCGAAACAACGGAAGACAAAUCUAAAAAGAAGAAGAAGGCUUCCGAGAAGCCACCAACUCUACCUGGUCGAAAUAUGAUACCAAGAAAAACAUCAGCAACGUCCUUGACGUCACCAAUUUUGUCGCCGACCACACCACCCUACGUCAAUCAGCAGAAAUCUAUGACGUCGACAGAAACUGGGUCAGGAGGCAGUAUUAUGAGUUUAACGGACGAGGGAGAUUUUGUACGAGGUUAUUCAAUACGUGAAAUUGGGGAAAGUUUGGAGAAACUCCAUUUGUCUAAAUAUAUCAAACAGCUACGCGAUGCUCAUAUAGAUGGCGCAUGUCUAUUAGAACUGGAUUCAGGAAACCUCAAAGAAGAUUUUGGUAUGAAAGGAUUCGAAGCGAAAAAGUUGAUGUUGUUUGCCCAUACAGGACAUAUUCCAAGUUAACGCCGUUACACGCGGGACAUGAAUUAUUGCAGUGUAUGUAUUACUUGCCGUGAAAUUAGAUCAUAUAUUGUAUAUAUUACUUACUGUAAAAUUAGGUCGUUAUUAAAUUACUUCAUGUAUUGUAUAUAUUACUUACUGUGAAAUUAGAUCGUUAUUGAAUCACUUCAUAGUUUGUGGUAUAAAUAUUACUUACUGUGAAAUUAGAUCGUUAUUCAAUUACUUCAUAGUUUCUAGUAUAUAUAUAUAUUACUUACUGCGAAAUUAGAUCGUUAUUCAAUUACUUCAUAGUUUCUAGUAUAUAUAUAUAUUACUUACUGUGCAAUAAGAUCGUUAUUCAAUCACUUCAUAGUUUGUAGUGUUUAUAUUAAGUUAACCUUAGGUGGAAGAGGCUCUGGUCCAUAGUUAUACAUCCUUUCAAAUAUUCUAAAGCUUUAUUUGGGCAAGACAAAAAGCACUAUUAUCCCAUGGAAAACUGCACCAGUUUGUUAUGCUAAAUACUAGAUGUGUAUGUAUUAUAAUAAUAUAGGAAUUUAAAUAACUUAUUGUUUUUGUAAAGUAUUUUUAUGUGUGGGUCCUAUCACCUUUAAUUAAAGGAAAAUAGCAGAUAUAUUAAAGUUACAAUUUCAUAUUUUCUAAGAAAGUCAAAACAUAAUUAUUUCUAUGUCUUUUGCUCAAUAGGUUGUCAACUCACUAUUAUACGAUCAUAGGUGUCAUUCUCACACUUAAACUCAUUUACACCGGAAAUAAUAACACAAUUACCUCCCAUGUUUUCUAUUCUCCACCAUGGAGUAGUUAUCUUCAAACGUUGGAAUUUGAAAUUGAAAAUGAUAUUUUUGCCAAUUUCUCAACUGACAGUAGUUCGAAUUAUAGGAUUAAUAGGAUUAUUCUUUAACAAGGUAGGACGGUUUAUGAAUACCAUCUAUUUUAAGGCUUUAUUGUAAGAAAAUUUUAAAAAUAUAACUUAAAAAUAUGAAAUUGUAGCUUUAAAUAACUUAUUGUUUAUGUAAAGUAUUUUUAUGAGUGGGUGCUAUCAGCUUUAAUCAAGGAUAAAUAGCAGAUAUAUAAACAAAAUUAUAUAGGAAGCUUAAAUAACUUAUUGUCUAUGUAAAGUAAUUUUAUUAUGAGUGGGUGCCUUUAAUCAAAGGCAAAUAACAGAUAUAGUAGCAUAAUUAUGUAGGGAGCUUAAAUAACCUAUUGUCUAUGUGACGUAUUUAUGUGUGAGUGCUAUCAGCUUUAAUUAAGGGUUUAAUAGCAGAUGAAGAGUCCGGGGCCCAAGUUCAAAAAGCAUUCUCAGACUUAAGUUAAGAAUUUACUCAACUUUCAGUCACUCUUUAUGGGAAGUAUCUUUAAUCCAGAAACACAAAACUUUGCUCAUAGUUUCUUAUAGAUGUAUUUAAUACAUUAAAACAAAAUAAAUUUUAUAAAGGGCUAUAUUUUAGAUCAAAUAAGGUGAAACAUUUUGAGUAAAUUCUUAACUUAAGUCUGGGAAUGCUUUGUGGGGAAGAACGAUCUAAGUCACAUUUUUGUCUUUUCGCAUAAAAGGCAAAACAGACUUUUGGACGAGAAUGAUUGACGCAAACAGAACAACGAGCCGAGUGGGUUUAAUUACAACAUCAAAAUGAUGUAUAAUACGAAUCAUUAUUACAAGUACAACAGCUGACUUCAACUUUUCAGCAAAAUUAAGGUUAAAUAAAGAGUACGAUAUGGACGUAUUUGUCCGGGAGGCCAUUUCAGAAGGGCCUUGGUCAUAGGCGUAGGGGCUCGAUGACAGUUAGGGGGGCAGAACCCGAAAUGCCCGAAAAAAUUUCGGGUUUACAGACAGCAGCGACCUUGUAUACCCCCCCCCCCCCCCCGAAGACAAUUUUGGAAUAUUUGACGGCUGCAAACACGUUUUCCUGCUAUUGCAGCCGUUGAACAAAGCAACUUCAAAGUGGUCUAAUAUAGCCUAAUUAAGGUGGCUGACUCGGAAAUCCAAUCAAUCGUUUACAGUCCUCGAAGACGGGACCGUUAGGAGUAAAUUUUGAAAAUUUAACUGCCGCAAACGCGUUUUCCCGAUACUUCAGCCAGUGAACAAAGCAACUUCAAGCGGUCUUAUAUAGCCUAAUUAAGGUGGCUGACUCGAAUUCCAAUCAAUCGUUUACAGUCCUCGAAGACGGGACCGUUAGGAGAAAAUUUUGAAAAUUUAACUGUCGCAAACGCGUUUUCCUGCUAUUUCAGCCGGUGAACAAAGCAACUUCAAAGUGGUCGAAUAUAUAUUAUAGCCUUAUUAAGGUGGCUGACUCGAAUUCCAAUCAAUCGUUUACAGUCAACGAAGACGGGACCGUUGGGAGAAAAGUUUGAAAAUGUAACUGCCGCAAACGCGUUUUCCUGUUAUUCCAGUCUGUGAAUACAGCAACUUCAAUUUGGUCCAAUAUAUAUAGCCUACCUGGCUGACCCGAAUUCCAAACAACCAAUCAAUCGUCGCGCGGUAUAUGGAGGCCUCACCCUCCCGGAGAAAAAUUUGAAAAAUUAAUCACCGUAAAUGCGUUUUCUGCUAUUCUAGCCCGUGUAAGCAACUCCAAAAGUAUCCAAUGGUUUUGUAACUGAAAUCCCACUCUGAAUUCUAACCAUCCAAUCAGACUGUUGCAUCUGCAUUCACAAAUAAUAAUCGAUGCCUGAAAAAUGUCGCACAAAGUAGAGUGGCUCCAGACAAAAUGUUUUAAUCCAUAGUCAACUUAGUACAAAUUCGUGAUAUUCAAUUACAAGAAAAGUAAAAUUAGUGUUUUAUUAGGGCUCGAUGACAGUUAGGGAAGCAAAACUAGAAAUGCCCGAAAAAUUUCGGAUUUAUAUAGACAGCGGCGCCGGUUUUCUUUGAGAGGCGAAUGAUCCGCCAAGAAAAUUUUGGAAUAUUUGACGGUCGCAAACGCGUUUUACUGCUAGUUUCCUCUGCCGCUUUCCGGCCCGAUGCCCGUUUUUCGGGCAAUACCGUUUUUUCGGGCAUACCUAUCAUAAGAGAGCUUCGGGCAUAUUUUCGGGCAUAUGCAGUGGACAAGAAAAAGACGAUCUCAUAGAAAUUAGUUAGUUAUAUUUUUUCUCUAAACGUUAAUAGAAAAAAAAAGGUCGUCGAAUUUUUCAUUGCCCCCCCCCCCUGCCCCCCCCUCCCCCGGCUCCUACACCUAUGGCCUUGGUUCGAUGUGACUCCGAUCGUUUUUACCUGAAAUUGAUUGUUGCACAGAAAGCUUAUACAAUUUGCUACCAGAUAACGCCAUUAACUGGGGUUCGUUGAAAAAAAGUGACUUAGACGGUUCUUCCCAGGGGCUUCUGAUAUAAUAACAGAAUUAUGUAGGGAGCUUAAAUAACUUAUUGUGUAUGUAAAGUAUGCUUUAUCUGCGAGUUAUAAAUCUAUUGUAAGUGUAAUUGUUAUUGUAUUCCAAAUCUGGUUGUACUUUAUUUAUACUGAAAUCUACACCAUCUACAAUUAUCGCUGUAAAGCGGGAGGAGGGGGGGGGGGUGGCUAAGUGGGUAAGACGCUAGAGGUCGCGCGCUCGUUCCCUGCAUUGGUCGAGAAAGUUCAUCGGGAUUUUCCGGCGCGGUUCCCCUUGUCAGUGUUGCAGGACGGAGGGCCUGGCAAUGAGGGCUGUCUAGUCGAUCGGAUGAGACGAAAACCCGAGGUCCUGUGUAUACAUUGGCGUGCACGUAAAAGAUACCUUGGCAGUUAGAAUUCGAUAUAAGGGCCCGGGCAAAAUUUCCCUCAUAGCACACUGCAUGGCUGUCUUUAUUAGCCCAGUAGGACGUUAAACCCCAUUUCAUUUACACCAUCUACAAUGAUCUCUUUAAACGGCAAUUAUUAUGAGGUCAUCGGAUUUUCAAAUAGCACAGUGAGCAUAGCUGACUAUAUCAUUCACAUAAAAGUGAGAAAAAUAAUCAGCCAAAUAGGGUGAACUUACAGAGAGAGUGAGAGAGAAAUGGGGUUUAACGUGCACUCGACACAAACUAGGUCAUUUCGGGACUAACACAUGGUUCAAUUUUAUUUAAAUAAUUCGCUUGCGCGUAGGGGUCUUUAGCAGUGGGAGGAAACCGGAGGACCCGGAGAAAACCCACGAGGUUGGACAGGCGACCCUACUCCUUGUCACGUACAACCGGGGAAUCGAAACCCCGCCAGUUAACUCAAUGACAGACCGUAUGAUACAGCGCAGCGCGCACGUGCUGACCAUUCGGCCAUCCACCCCUCCCCUCCCCCCAGCCUUAAUAGAACUAAAUGAAACGUGUUGAUGUUUACACACACAAUACAAUACCCAAUACAAUACCCAAUACAACAUACAACAUACAA